This is a messenger RNA of Cynara cardunculus var. scolymus (artichoke), 503 nucleotides long. RefSeq names its product T-complex protein 1 subunit epsilon-like. The transcript has 3 exons. Bases 106 to 357 code for a protein of 83 amino acids. NCBI's taxonomy places the organism in Eukaryota, Viridiplantae, Streptophyta, Magnoliopsida, Asterales, Asteraceae. The record is from RefSeq and is a predicted model, not a curated record.
AAUAGCCAUUAAUGAAGAAAAUCAAAGUUCAACCUAUGUUCUUCAUUUUCGAAAGCUCCAAAUCAUCAAUCAAGCAUCAUAACAACUUAGUCAUCUGCUGUUGCAAUGCAUAMAUACAUACCCCUGUGUGCACAUACUCGGGCUGGUUUGGUAAGAGAGAAGGCAUUUGGUACCACAAAAGAUCGGAUGCUUCAUAUUGAGCUUUGUGCAAAUUCAAGGGCUGUGACUGUAUUUAUUCGUGGRGAUGAUAGCAUUCAUCCAGAGCAUCAUGAUCAYGGCACCCCCAUCUCCUUCUUCCCUUCCUGUUUUAGAACAAAAAAUCGACGAUUGUGCAUAACCAGAACAGUAUCAGCAUAAGCUAAAAGUGUUCAUUUUGUUUCCGUCUUUUUUGCCGCAUUGCUGGUGUAUUUACCAUUCAAGUCUCCCUUUGAUUUUGUACAUAUUUUAAGCCUCUCCAAAUUCGACUGUUGCACUUGUAUAUUGUAGAAAUGUGCACUUUGAUA